AUGUCGGGCUCGAUGGACAUCACCACUACGAGCGACAAUGCCGAAUCACCAGAUACUGCUACUGCAGCAGCGCCCACAAAGCCUUCGCUAAGGUUCGUGGACCAAGCCUUCACCCACCUGACUACACGCGAGCAGGACCUGGCCCGUGGCCCAUUGCUGUUAGGCUUUGGUGAUGGCUUUGGUGAUGGCCAAGAACAUGUUCAAGACCCUCAUCCCUCUCACCUGGGGUUGGAACUGGCAUCUGUGGUUUCAGCACACGAUCCAGCCAACGACAUCAUACCGCCUUCGCUGCAUUGGAGAGGGCCCCUGCCAUCAUCUGCUCAGGUCAUGACGGAGCCUACAAUAUCGCAAUCUGGUCGAUCGCUGUCGUUGCCAUCCGGAAGUGUAUCGCAUGAAACCGUUUACCAUCCUAGACAACAAAUGAUGUUUCCAGGGAACCAAAACAGCGCGGCCCUUCCACUUGCCUGGCAUUACGAAUUCUCGUGGAAGAAUUCCCGUCUCUGUUUCGGUUCAACACCAAUCGAGAUUGUUGAGGCGCUGGAGGCCCAAUCUUCCGAUGCCAACCCGGCUUCAGAAUCUAGAUUUUCUGCUUCUCAGGCGUCGUUUUCUAGGUUACUGGCCGAAUCUGAUCCCCUUAGCACUGCUGGUAUCGGAGGCUUUUGCAGUUCAGCUGAGGUUCGACCUACACUCUCCAUUCCUGAAGACUUUGAGGUGUCGUCGAUAAAUUCCUCGGAUUUCUGUUAUGGCUCCGAAUUUGACGAAAUCAUGGUAGAUGACUACAUUCCAAAAUCUUCAGAUCCAGGAGUAGCCAUAGCUAUGGAGAAUAAAGCUCAAUGGUUAGCGGAAUUACUCUUCGACGACUUCAUCAGGUCUUAUGCGCCGCAACAAUCACGAAAACAGACUGCUGCAACAAAACACCAGGACCUAUCCAGCGAGCCUAGCAACAAAGCACAAAGAUUCGCCGGAGAUCGCGGACAUGUAAAGAAAUCCCGCAAUUCGAGAGCUGCUGGUAGAAACGAGGGGAGUGGGGAUGAGACUUCUGACGAUGAUGGGCAGGGUCCAUCACCUGCUGCAAAGUCCAAUGACUCCAAGUAUCUUGCUUGCCCUUUUCUUAAGUGGAAUCCGAUUGAGUAUGCGGCAACUUGCAGUCUAAAGUUCAAGCAAAUUAGAUAUGUAAAGAGGCAUAUCAUAGGAAAGCACCAGCGAGAUUACUGCCCCGAUUGCGAGAUGAUCUAUGAAGAGACAGACAUCCAAACUCAUGUAUGCGACCCGAACCGCAUACGCCCUUAUGACCUCUUGACGAAAGAAAAGAUCUCAGCAAUUGAAAAGAUACGAGGGUCUGAGGUUGAGUGGAAAAAAAGGUUGCGGUGGUAUGAAAUUUAUGAAAUCAUUUUCCCGAAUCAACCGCGCUGUUUCAGUCCAUAUUUCAACAAAGAGGCGGACAGGAGUUUGUUCAAUAUGGAACGAUAUUUUCGCCUUCCCAAGGUACGUGAAAGGAUGGAGUCUCAGGCACAUGCAUACCAUGUCAGGGGAAAUUUCCUCAGGCUGCUUUUUGCUGUCAUCUUUCCAGAUCUCUGGGAAGGAUAUGGUAUAAACGACGAGGGGGAGCCUUACAUGAUCCACGAUAAGGAACCCGCAGCGCGGCAUGCCCAGCCAAGCAAGACGGUGAGUUUCGGUGAGCAUGACAUGAUCAUCUCACAUGAUACCAGCAGCAACACAUCACAACGUCCUUAUGGAGGAGUGGAUAUGCCCCAAUCCUGCACUGUUACGGGGUCUACGGACUAUUCUGCAUCUAUGCCAGGCAUCUUUCCAGCUCAAGAGCAAAGUGAGAACAUUAACAGUGAUUUCUUCCCCGACUUGACUUACUCUGGAGAGUUUUCUGAUCCAGCUAGGCGUGGUCUUAUGGGGAUUUGUGGGAGUGGCAGUUGGGAGAUGCUACCGGGUCAGAACUUCACAGACCCUUCUUGGUCCGCAGGGUUUGAGGUUGGGUCGGAUCUGAUGUCGGAGUCGUAA
This is a messenger RNA of Fusarium sp. VM40, 2013 nucleotides long. The record is from the annotation of a GenBank genome assembly. Lineage: Eukaryota; Fungi; Ascomycota; Sordariomycetes; Hypocreales; Nectriaceae.